Ficedula albicollis (Collared flycatcher) is the source of this 1527-nucleotide messenger RNA. RefSeq lists its product as uncharacterized. Gene Ontology annotation, cellular component: membrane. The coding region runs from base 317 to 1333 and encodes 338 amino acids. The record is from RefSeq and is a predicted model, not a curated record. Lineage: Eukaryota; Metazoa; Chordata; Aves; Passeriformes; Muscicapidae. The transcript has 2 exons.
AGGUUUGCUAAACAUGCAACGUGUAUGGUUUGAAUGACUUCAGCUAAGUUCCUGUUUCUCUUACAGAACUGCAUCUUUUUUAGUCAGCAAGCGCCUGGAUUUUUCACCGUGAUGUACAGCAGCUGAAGAAGUUAUUGUAAUAUACACACUCUGCUCUCUACCAAAACAGAAAAGGCUAUAAGCUCCAAACAGUAAUUGUAUUUCAUCUGACAUUUCCCAGUGAAAGGCUCAGCCUGUUGUUUCUGUGGAACCAUUCCUUGAAAAGUUCAGUUUCAAACACCGUCGAACAGGAAAUAAGCACAGCGUGGAGAGAAGGAUGACUUCUCACAACAUGACCUGGAUCAGCUACCCAAGCAAGAGCCAGCCUUUCACUUCUCAAGAAGAAAUCGAAGCUGUCAUAGCUUCUCAAAACAUCAUAUCCAGAUUUAUGCACUGUUAUAUUGCCUUUUUUAUACCCACAGGAUUAAUAGCUGGCAUAUGUAUUUUGAUCAUUUUCAUAAAGAAUCAUUUGCAGAACAAAAGAGCAAGCUUGGACUUACUUCUUCUACACUUCACCAUCAGCAACAUCAUAAUGAUUUUUUUAUCCUUUACUGUCAUCCCUAGACCUGACUAUUUAACAGUAACCCACCUUGCCUGUAGCGUGCUGUCAUUUUUUUUUAACUUUGGUUAUUUCAGUUCUCACUAUGUUUUAAUUCUGACACUUCUCACACUAUUACUGGAGAGAUUUCCACAAUGGACUGCUCCCUGCAAAGCCACCCAGAGACCCAUCUUGUGUGUCGUGCUUGUACUGACGUGCACCUUCUGUCUGUCCCUGGCGGAGGCAGUGCUGGUUGGCACUGAUAAUUACCAGCUGCAAGCACACUGCCAGCUGGAUCCAUUAUUUGCCUGGCCUGCAUACGAGAUGGUUAAAUUCACCUUUGGGUUUGGAAUCCCAUCACUACUCCAGAUCCUCUGUUUUACUGCUCUGUGGGCUAAAGAAGGGCCUGCUGGAGCUCCAGCCUUGCAGCAGCACAUCCGUGCUCACCCCGCUGUGUACGUGACCAGCGUGACAAUAUUUAUCUGCCGCCUGUUUUAUAACGUCAUGAUUCUCUUCAGGACAACACUGAAACUACAGAGGAGCAUUGGAACUACAAGGAACGAGCUUGUGAUGAACAUUGCAGAAAUAGUGCUGUUCUGUGAGAGCUGUGCUAGUUUGGUCAUUAUACUCUUUCUUUAUAAGCCAUGCAAGGAUGAAGUACUUAAAGUCAUACAGAAGUGCCGAAGGGAAACCCGUGCCAACAAUCACCUUGAAAUAGCAGAAACAGCCCCAACCCAUCAAAAUGGGUCCCAGUAAUACUUGCUCUUCUAAACAACUGUCAAUCCACCUCGCUUUUUAGCUUGUGGGUUUUGGUUUGGUUUUUUACUUCUUCAAAAAAAGGGCAAUUGUUCCUUCUUUAGAACCCAAACUUGGCCUAUCUUACAGCUAGCAGUACUGAAAGAAAAAAGAUGGUCAGUUCUAGUACAGUGAUCUGUGAGAAAACUUCCAGG